This is a messenger RNA of Asterias rubens (European starfish), 1780 nucleotides long. Its product is annotated as probable sodium-coupled neutral amino acid transporter 6. Lineage: Eukaryota; Metazoa; Echinodermata; Asteroidea; Forcipulatida; Asteriidae. Gene Ontology annotation, biological process: L-glutamine transport; amino acid transmembrane transport. Bases 27 to 1553 code for a protein of 508 amino acids. The record is from RefSeq and is a predicted model, not a curated record. The transcript is spliced from 13 exons. Gene Ontology annotation, molecular function: L-glutamine transmembrane transporter activity.
UAUUCUUCAAAGCCAGAAUAGACAAAAUGGCGACCCGCAUAACGUCAGGAGGAAACAACCGCCGGCAGAUUGUUGAAGAGGCUGACUCCUUCAAUCAUGCAAACGUGGACGAAAUCUACUGGUCUAGUGGUUCGGUCAAUUCUCCGCUUGUAGUGAAUGCUCCUGAGAUCAAAAGCAGUGAUGAAGACUUCAUUGAUGCUCCUGGUAGACGGUCCUCCUUCGGAAUGUCAGUCUUCAAUCUCAUGAAUGCAAUCCUAGGCAGUGGAAUCUUGGGACUGUCUUAUGCCAUGGCCAAAAGUGGUAUUGUACUCUUCACAUGCUUGCUGGUCACAGUUGCCCUACUUGCAGACUUUUCCAUACAUCUACUUCUGAAGAUGUGUGUAGUAAAAGGCGUCAAGUCAUAUGAAGAAGUGGGUUUAUUUGCAUUCGGAAUACCUGGCAAGUUAUUGGCUGCCUGUGCUAUCCUUCUGCAAAACAUUGGUGCUAUGUCCAGUUAUUUAUUUAUUGUGAAAGAUGAGCUUCCAAGUAUUAUCGGUGCCUUCCUAGGAGCAGAGGACAAGAGUAGUGGUGAAUGGUAUCUUAAUGGCACGUAUCUCUUACUGAUGAUUGUAGUGAUUGUGAUUGUUCCAUUAUCUUGCCUACCUAAGAUCGGAUUUCUUGGCUAUACCAGCGGCCUGUCAAUACUCUGUAUGAUAUUCUUCACAGUUGUGAUUGUUAUCAAGAAGUUUUCUAUUCCAUGCCCACUUCCAUCAAGUAUCAUGUGGAGCAAUACCACAGCUAGUAACCAGACUAUCGAACAUGAUGAUGUAACAGGACCACACAUUGGACAAUACCAUCAAUUGGAUAAUGGGUCAACCAAUCAAAAUGUCUCUUCUGAAUGUCAGCCACAAUAUUUUUCCUUCACAGCAGAGACUGCAUACGCUCUACCUACGAUGGCCUUCUCUUUUGUCUGCCAUACAGCUGUCCUACCAGUGUACUGUGAGCUUGCCAAACCCAGCAAGAUACGGAUGCAGAAUGUUGCCAAUUCCUCCAUAUUUAUAUGCUUCAUGCUCUACAUUGUCUCAGCUUUAUUUGGCUAUCUCACAUUUUACGGUAAUGUGAGCAGUGAACUACUAGAUGGCUACACCAUGACUGGGUCAGUUGAUCUGGUCAUUCUCAUUGUACGAAUGGCUGUGUGUCUGGCCAUAGUGUUUACCAUCCCACUCAUACACUAUCCUGCGCGUAAGGCAUUGCUGAUGAUCGUAAGCACAUGGCUACCACUCAGGGACACUACGUUUCCAUGGGUACGGCAUUUUGUUUCCACGGCAAUCCUCAUCACUUCAGUGACCUGUGUGGCGAUUUUUGUGCCGAAUUUGAAGGCGAUUUUUGGUGUUGUAGGUGCAACGGCAUCAACCAGCCUUGUGUUUAUUCUUCCAUCGCUCUUUUAUUUGCGUCUUGGAACGGAGCCUUUCAAGUCAGUGCUGAAAUGUGCAUGUGUGGGUCUUCUGUUGAUUGGAAUAACUACACUCGUCAUUAGCCUGGCAACCAUUAUCUACACGCUGAUCCAAACAUAACGCCCCAGGGUCACACCAUGAUGAGGAUAUCUUCCAACUCAGGAUUACAGGCUAGGCUUUUGUUAAAGAGUGGGCUGACAGUACUUUUAAGUGCCUUAAAACCAACUGGUGAAUAAUCAACAUAAGCAAAUUGAUGCGUAAAUCUUGUGUUGGUUAAAUUAUUUAUUUAAACAUUUCAUUGACACACUUAAGGCCCUGGACACUACUGGUAAUUACUCAAAAUAUUU